Messenger RNA from Lucilia cuprina (Australian sheep blowfly), 367 nucleotides. Its product is annotated as actin-related protein 2/3 complex subunit 2. The transcript is spliced from 3 exons. The coding region runs from base 16 to 267 and encodes 83 amino acids. Gene Ontology annotation, molecular function: structural constituent of cytoskeleton; actin filament binding. The record is from RefSeq and is a predicted model, not a curated record. NCBI's taxonomy places the organism in Eukaryota, Metazoa, Arthropoda, Insecta, Diptera, Calliphoridae. Gene Ontology annotation, cellular component: actin cytoskeleton; Arp2/3 protein complex. Gene Ontology annotation, biological process: actin filament polymerization; Arp2/3 complex-mediated actin nucleation.
UGUUUAAUAAAAAAUAUGUUUUUCUUCUUAAUUGCAGUGCUCUUUCCACGUCAUACUAAUAAAGAAACUAGAGAUAAUACCAUUAAUUUAAUACAUAUGUUCCGAGAUUAUUUACAUUACCACAUUAAGUGUUCAAAGGCUUAUAUACACUCUAGAAUGCGUGCAAAAACCUCAGACUUCUUAAAAGUUCUUAAUCGUGCAAGACCAGAAGCUAAAAAUAUGGAAAAGAAGACUAUAACGGGGAGAACAUUUAUACGCAAAGAAUGAUUUAUGGACCAUGUCUAGUUGUCUUUUUUUAUUAAAUGUAUUAAUUUUGUAUUAUUAAAGAAAACUAAUAAAAUAAUAAUAAACAUACGAAGUAAACAAA